Saccharomyces eubayanus is the source of this 717-nucleotide messenger RNA. RefSeq names its product Smr domain-containing protein. The transcript has a single exon. NCBI's taxonomy places the organism in Eukaryota, Fungi, Ascomycota, Saccharomycetes, Saccharomycetales, Saccharomycetaceae. Bases 1 to 717 code for a protein of 238 amino acids. The record is from RefSeq and is a predicted model, not a curated record.
AUGAACGGAGCAGGUGGUGUGGCUGUCGGGGCACAGCACCCAGUCAGGGACUAUAAUCAUAGUACUGACCAAGAGUACCAAAGAUUGAGAAAGCUAGCUGACGACGCAUAUAAGAAAAGAGACCAGUUAAGUCAUGAAUCGCAAACUGCUUACCAACAGGGUGAUAAGAAGUCGGCUCAUGAGCUAAGCGAGAAGAGUAAGGCGCAACUGAAAGUUGCAGAGGAUUACAACAUGCAAGCAGCCGAAUAUGUGUUUGUGGAAAACAACGCCGACUCUUCUAGCAACGAGAUUGAUUUGCAUGGGCUAUACGUCAAGGAAGCCCUAUUUAUUCUUCAAAAAAGAAUCAAAUUCGCUACCGACCACAAUGAACCACAACUGAACGUCAUUGUUGGGAAAGGGUUGCAUUCGCAAAACGGGAUCGCUAAGCUCAAGCCGUCGAUUGAAGAAUAUUGUGCUAAACAUGGUAUCAGGAACCAUUUGGAAAAGGGCAACUCUGGAGUGUUGGUACUUGAGUUGCAAGGUGUGCAAAUCCCGGGAAGUAGUACCGGAAUGGCUGCACCCGCCAAUAAUUAUAAUGCUCAACCUCAACCACAAUACAAUAACAAUGGAGGUCAACCCCAAGGUCAAGCCAAUAACAACAAUAACAAUAACAAUAAGGACAGUACCUUGGCUAGUAUAUUUAAAAUAUUUUGCAGCUGUAUACAAAGUCUGACAUGA